AAAAAAAAAAUAAAAAAAAAAAAAACGCCUUCACAGAGAGAGGAAGCACCGUGUCUCUCCCGAUCCACUUCGAAUUCUGCUACGUAGCUAGAUCCACUCACGCCAUAUAUCGGUUUAUUUAUGUAGAAAUCUCCUACAUAAAUUUGAUAGAUUUGCGGGUUUUGCUAUGGCGGGUUGUAUAAAGGGGGUGAACAGAUCGGCGUCGACGGCCUUCGCGCCGGAUGGUGCGUACAUCGCCGCUGGCACGAUGGCCGGGGCGGUGGAUCUGCAAUUCAGCUCAUCCGCCAAUCUCGAUAUAUUCGAGCUUGAUUUCGUGUCGGACGAUCGGCAGCUGAUCCUGGCGGGCUCUGUCCCUAGCUCUGAGCGCUUCAAUCGGAUUUCCUGGGGCAAGGGCGCUGUGAAUUCGGAAGAGUAUUCCCUUGGACUCAUCGCCGGUGGCCUUGUUGAUGGCAACAUUGGGCUUUGGAAUCCUAAGCAUGUGAUCUGUUCUGACCCCAGUAAGAGGGGUUCUGAUACAAGUGAGAAUGCUUUUGUUGCAAACCUAUCACGACACAAGGGACCUGUUCGGGGCUUGGAGUUCAAUUCUCUUUCCCCAAAAUUUCUGGCUUCUGGUGCUGAUGAAGGUGAUAUUUGUAUAUGGGAUGUAUCAAAACCAUCAGAACCAAGUCAUUUUCCGCCACUGAAGGGCAGUGGAUCUGCAACACAAGGUGAAAUUUCGUUUUUGUCCUGGAAUAGCAAGGUUCACAACAUAUUGGCCUCCACGUCAUUUAACGGGACAACUGUGGUGUGGGAUCUGAGGAAGCAAAAGCCAGUUAUAAGUUUCUCUGAUGCAAUUAGGAGGAGGUGCUCUGUUUUGCAGUGGCACCCUGAUGUUGCCACUCAGCUAAUUGUUGCUUCAGAUGAUGACAGUGCACCAUCUCUCCGGCUGUGGGAUAUGCGCAAUAUAAUUGCUCCAGUAAAAGAAUUCGUUGGGCACACCAAAGGGGUCAUUGCUAUGUCAUGGUGCCCCAUUGAGAGCUCUUAUCUGCUUACCUGUUCCAAAGAUAACCGUACGAUUUGCUGGGACACUGUAUCUGGAGAGAUUGUGGCCGAAUUGCCUGCUGGAACCAACUGGAAUUUUGAUGUUCACUGGUAUCCUAAGAUUCCUGGAAUCAUAUCAGCAUCUUCAUUUGAUGGGAAAGUCGGCAUUUAUAAUAUCGAGGGUACUGGUCGAUAUGGUGUUGGAGAAGCUGGUGUUGGAGCAGCACCUUUAAAGGCCCCUAAGUGGUACAAACGAAAAGCUGGAGUUUCAUUUGGUUUUGGAGGAAAGCUUGUUUCAUUUUGUUCUGAAUCUCCUGCUGGAAUUUCUGAGGUUUCUGUGCGCAAUUUAGUUACUGAACAUGGUUUGAUUAGCCGAUCCUCCGAAUUUGAAGCUGCCAUACAAAAUGGGGACAGAUCAGCAAUUAAACUUUUGUGCGAAAGGAAAUCUCAAGAAUCUGAAUCUGAGGAGGAGAGGGAAACAUGGGGCUUCAUGAAAGUUAUGUUCAAUGAGGAUGGGACUGCAAGGUCCAAGCUGCUUUCUCAUCUUGGUUUCAGCACGCCUGCUGAAGAAAGCGAUACUUUAAACAAUGAUGUUUCUGAGCAGGUAAAUACUCUUGGUCAUGAUGAGAGUACAACUAUUGGAGAAGGAGCUUCUGGGUAUCGAGCAUCUGCCCUUUUUGCAACUGAUAACGGAGAGGAUUUCUUUGACAAUAUUUCAACUCCCAAGACACCAGUUUCCAAUUCUAAGAAUGAAUUUGUUGUUGGAGACUCUGUAAACGAAACCUAUCCAGAAACCGACGGACAAGAGGAGAUUCCCGAUUCUUCAUUUGAUGAUGCUGUUCAACGUGCUUUAAUUGUUGGAGACUACAAGGGGGCAGUUGCGCAAUGCAUUUCUGCAAAUAGAUUGGCGGAUGCUCUGGUUAUUGCCCAUGUAGGUGGUGAUUCCUUAUGGAAUAACACACGUGACCAGUACCUCAAGACAAGUACUUCUCCCUACCUAAAGGUUGUUUCGGCCAUGGUGAACAAUGACCUAAUGAGCAUUGCUAACGCCAGACCUCUAAAAUCAUGGAAGGAAACUCUUGCUCUCUUUUGCACCUUUGCACAGUCAGAGCAGUGGGCUCAGUUAUGCGACACACUUGCUGCUAGACUCAUGGCUGCUGGUGAUUCUACUGCUGCAACUUUGUGUUACAUUUGUGCUGGAAAUAUCGACAGGACUGUGGAAAUCUGGUCGAGAAAUUUGGCAAAAGAUCAAGAUGGAAAGCCUUAUGUAGACCGUCUCCAGGAUUUAAUGGAGAAGACUAUUGUCUUUGCUUUGGCUACUGGACAGAAGCGAUUUAGUGCUUCAUUAUGUAAACUAGUUGAGAAAUAUGCUGAAAUAUUAGCAAGUCAAGGGCUUUUAACUACAGCGAUGGAGUAUUUGAAUCUUCUUGGCACAGAGGAAUUGUCUACGGAACUUAGUAUCUUACGUGAUCGCAUUUCUCGGUCUACUGAGCAAGAGAAAGAAGUUGAGAGAACAGUGACUUAUGAGAACAAUCAAAUGCAAACCGGACCUGCAUAUGGGGAUCAAUCGAGUUAUGGCGUUGUUGAUGCCUCUCAACAGUAUUAUUCGAAUACAGCACCAUCCCAAUUCCAACCAACUGUUCACAGCAGUCCAUACAGAGACAAUUAUCAGCAGCAGCCUGCUGUUACGUAUGGAAGGGCUUACAAUCCUCCUUCUGCAUAUCAGGCAGCCUCACAGCCCAACACAUCUCAGCCAACCAUAUUUGUCCCUUCCCCAGCGCCCCCAGCCCAGACGGGAAGUUUUCCUCCUCCACCUCCCGUUAACACUCAGCCCACUGCAAAAUUUGUCCCCACAACCCCUCCUUUAUUGAAAAACGCAGAGCAAUAUCAGCAGCCGCCGACUUUGGGUUCCCAGUUGUAUCCAGGGUCUGUGAAUGCUAGCUAUCAAGCUGGUCCUCCGGGUGUUCAAUCAUUUGGUGCCAACACAUCUCAGGUUCUAACUCCUCCUGGGCAAAAGGUCUUUGCCCCUACUCCACCAACUAGAGGUUUCAUGCCUGUAACUAGUUCAGGGGUACAAAGACCAGGGAUGAAUCCAGUGCAACCUCCGAGUCCUAUUCAGACUGCUUCACUGCAGCCAGCAGCUCCUCCUGCUGCUCCACCUCCUACUGUGCAGACUGUUGAUACAUCAAAUGUACCUGCACAACAGAGACCUGUUAUUGCAACUUUAACAAGACUUUUCAAUGAGACGAGUGAAGCAUUGGGAGGAUCACGUGCAAAUCCUGCUAAGAAGCGGGAAAUUGAGGAUAACUCGAAGAAGUUAGGUUCCCUAUUUGCAAAGCUCAAUAGUGGAGAUAUAUCUAAAAAUGCUGCAGAAAAGCUUGUUCAACUCUGUCAGGCCUUGGACAAUGGUGAUUUUGGCACUGCCCUUCAAAUCCAGGUCCUGCUCACGACCAGUGAUUGGGAUGAAUGCAACUUUUGGUUAGCAACACUCAAAAGAAUGAUCAAGACCAGACAGAAUUUCAGAUAGAAAUUAUCAUUGGUUUUGCUGUGGUCCUUAAUCCUUUAGGUGUGGAAUUAUGUUAAAGUGAUAUUUGUACACAAGAUCUUAAUGGAUUGGAUACUUGGAUAGAGUGUUGUUUCUUGUUUCACUGUUAAUUAUACUUUUUUUGCACUGUCGUGCUUUGUUGAAAUUUAGUUUGAAAUGUUCAAGCACAGUCCAACAUGAUAACCUUCUGUGGAUUAUGAGAUUUUUAGCCAAUUACUUUCGCCACAUGGUAUAUGUAGUAUUAAAAUAUAGAUAUUUUAUGUUCUCUAUUUUUUCUUUUCUGAUAUGUGAUGCACUGUUGUAAGUUUCCCCUGCUUUGGAACUUGCCUCAUCUUUCUCUGAGGCAGGGGUUAUAAAGAAAGACGAUUUUUAUUUCCUUUGCCAUUGUUGCCGUUCUUAUAGUGCACCUUUACAUUUUCAUGGUACCACCUCAUCUUUUAAAAUUCAAAAUUGC
Messenger RNA from Striga asiatica, 4019 nucleotides. The record is from the annotation of a GenBank genome assembly. Lineage: Eukaryota; Viridiplantae; Streptophyta; Magnoliopsida; Lamiales; Orobanchaceae.